This is a messenger RNA of Etheostoma spectabile (orangethroat darter), 7684 nucleotides long. RefSeq names its product AF4/FMR2 family, member 4 (gene aff4). The coding region runs from base 379 to 3903 and encodes 1174 amino acids. Gene Ontology annotation, biological process: regulation of gene expression. The transcript has 23 exons. The record is from RefSeq and is a predicted model, not a curated record. NCBI's taxonomy places the organism in Eukaryota, Metazoa, Chordata, Actinopteri, Perciformes, Percidae. Gene Ontology annotation, cellular component: super elongation complex; nucleus.
CACCGCUUGCUGCCAUCCAUGCAUCCAGUCCUGUCUGUGGUACCUGCUGGCUGCUUAACUUAGCUAGCAGCCUUACCUAUCAGUCACUUAUGUUCAGGGAUAAUAAAAUGAACGACAGACAAAAUGAAUUUAUUUCGUUUUCCACUCGAUUCGCAUUUGCGUGUUAAGGAAGAGAUGGAUACCAUCCAUUCGGUUUUAGUAUUUUAGCUGUUACAGCGUUUUGCUGAGUCCAUUUUGCGUGAACUGGAAAAGACAAAGAGAAAAGAGCUUUCCAAUAACGUUAGCUAGAAUGGUUUGGGCCUAAAAAGAAGACAAGAGGACGUUGAACAGAUAAAUGAGGCAGAAGCAUGUGACUGCACGAUCACAUGACCCAGCAACAUGAACCGUGAGGACCGGAAUGUGCUCCGAAUGAAAGAAAGAGAAAGGAGAAAUCAAGAAAUCCAGCAGGGAGGAGGAGAGGCCUUUCCAGCAAAUUCACCUCUCUUCCCUGAACCCUACAAAGUGUCCAGCAAGGAAGAUAAACUGUCAAGUCGUAUUCAGAGCAUGCUGGGCAAUUACGACGAGAUGAAAGAGCCGAUUGGUGACACACUUCCUAAGCUUGGCGGUAAACCUUCUAACAGCUCCUCGUCCUCUGAGGAAAAAUCGGGUCCACCUUUAUUUGGCGGGGACCAGCGCGGCGUCGGUAGCGGUGGCAGCAGCCAGAGCAGCAAGUGGACUCCUGUUGGCCCUGCAGCAGGUGGAUCUUCAUCCCAGUCCCAGAAACGCUCUGGACUCCAGGGCGGGCACAGUAGCCAGAGAGGCAGUGGCAGUAGUGGCAGCAGCAGCAGUAGCCAAAGACACGGAGGGGAGGUGCGGGAAAAGAAGUCGAGUAAACACAGCGGAGGGUCAGAGCACUCAAAGUCACACACAUCUAGUCCAGCCAAGGGCUCUCUGAGUUCCUCUGGCAGCAACAGCCACUUGCGGAGCUCCUUGUCUGCCGAGCAGCAUCACAGCAAGGAACGCUACCGUUCCAAGUCCCCACGAGACAGGGAGGCCAACUGGGACUCUCCCUCACGGGUUCACACCACCUUCCCCACUGGACAGCACUCGAGUCAGGCCUUUCCCCCGUCUCUCAUGUCCAAACCCGGCUCCAUGCUGCAGAAGCCCACAGCGUAUGUGCGGCCUAUGGACGGCCAGGAAACUGCAGAACCCAAGAGCUCACAAGCAGAAAGCUAUAGUGGACAGUCACACAGCAGCACCAUGGGAGAGAUGAAGUCUAACAGCAAGGCCUCACUUUCCAAACUCAAGAUCCCCUCACAACCUGUAGAGGGAUCAGGUGACGCCAACUGUGUCGAUGAGAUUUUGAAGGAAAUGACUCAGUUGUGGCCCCCUCCGCUGACAGCCAUCCACACCCCCUGCAAAACUGAGCCCUCCAAGUUUCCAUUCCCCACAAAGGAGCCUCACCCUUUUCCAAGUGGACACAAGCGAGGUAGUUCUUCCAAGAGCUCCAGCAGCCACCAGUCCAAAGCUUGCGAUGAGCAGCCCACUAUGUUGGAAGAUGACCUGAAGCUCAGCAGCAGUGAGGACAGUGAUGCUGAACAGGAUUCUGCAAAGAACGCCUCAAGGAACACAUCUGCAAGCAAUAACAGUGAAGUAGCGGACCAAUCGAGGGAUGACUCAAGCAGCCACAGCGGCUCAGAGAGCAGCUCAGGCUCCGACAGCGAGAGCGAAAGCAGCACGACAGACAGCGAAGCCAAUGAUCAGCCGCGGCCCGCCUCUCCAGAGCCUGAACAACCCAUGGCCAACAAGUGGCAGCUGGACAACUGGUUCAAGAAGGCCAAGCAGUUCUCCCCAGCCUCUCCAGUGGACAAUAAUAUUCCAACCAAGUGCAAGAAGGAGGGCAGAGAUAACGGCUCAGGACGUGGCUAUAGUAGUCAGGGAGGGAGUUCAAAAGACUCAGCGGCACCGACCCCAAGCAGGGACCUACGGGCAGCACAGAAGGGGGCAGAGGGUGGCCGUGGCCGGCAAAAAUCCCCCGCCCAGAGUGAGGGUGGCACAAAUCCGCGAAGGAUUGUGGGUAAAAAACAGCCUAAAAAGUCUGAGAAGCCCCCAGUUGUGGAGGAGCCCAAGGGAGGUCUGAGGGUGGAGAGUGAGCCAGCUCCAGAGAUACCUCCUCAUCGGCCCAAAGCUGCUACCAAGGGUUCCCGCAAACCAAGCAUCAAAAAAGAACCGAAGUCCUCGCCGAGGCCCACCGCAGCUGCUGUCACCACUACUGCAGAUAAACGCAAAGCCAAGGCACCCACCAAGCCUUCCCAGAAAUCUCGUGAGUUUGUCGAUACAGACUCUUCAUCGUCAGACUCUGAGGGGAAUGACAGCAUCCCGUCAUCGUCGCAGACACCCAAGUACACGGAGAGUAUCAGGACCCCUGUGUGUGUGUUUUCGCCAAUGGAAGAAAAAGAGUUGUUGUCUCCACUCAGUGACCCUGAGGAGCGCUACCCUGCAAGGCAACCUCAGCAGCAAGUGUUACUAGUGAAGAUAGAUCUCAGCUUGCUGUCUAGGAUCCCAGGGCGGCCCUACAAGGAGCCUGUAGAGAUAAAAGUGGAGAGGGACGACUCUCAAGAUAGAGACAGCAAAGACUUCAGCAAACAGAACUCUGAGAAGAGCUCUAGUAAGGCAAAGAGGAAACACAAGAAUGAUGAAGAAGGCACCAAGCCAGAGAGCAAGCGAUGCAAGCUAGAAGAGAAGUCCCUAUCUAAUCAUAAAAACAGCAGUAAAGAGUCUAAGAGGUCUUUGGAGAAGAAAGAGGAGCCUGUCCCCUCUCCUUCCAUAUCAGGUCUUCAGCGGACGCCCAAGGCAGAGCAUCCGAGUCGAAAGAGGACAGUCAGCCAGUCCUCCACCUCUUUGUCCAGCGGGACAGGAAGUGGAAAGGAGGGAAGCCACAGUACCAAGGGCAACUCCACCUCCAAACACAGAAAAGGAGAGGACAAGGGACGCAGCACACGCGAUGGCAAGGAGAAAUCCUCAAAGGGCUGCGAUAACCAGCUGGCUGUGCUUCCACUCUCGACGGACGGCUCCAAGUCUCAAAGAUCCAAGCUGGUGUUUGAGGACAGGGUCCAUUCGGCAGAUCACUACUUACAAGAGGCCAAGAAACUUAAACACAAUGCAGAUGCACUGUAUUUGAGCAUAAUGUCCAAAAAGCAAAAAAACGGGUCGCUGAAAGAUGAGCAGUUGGACCGUUUUGAGAAGGCAGUUUACUACCUAGACGCUGUGGUAUCUUUCAUUGAAUGUGGUAAUGCUCUGGAGAAGAGUGCCCAAGAGGCAAAGUCUCCCUUCCCCAUGUAUGCUGAAACCGUGGAGCUUAUCAAAUACACUAUGAAGUUAAAAAGCUACCUGGCCCCAGAUGCUACUUCAGCAGACAAGAGGCUAGCUGUGCUUUGCCUGCGAUGCCAGUCUCUCCUCUACCUGCGGUUAUUCAAGCUGAGGAAAGACAGUGCACUAAAAUACUCCAAAACUCUCACGGAACACUUAAAGAAUUCUCUGAGUAACACCCAGGCUCCCUCUCCUGGAAUGGGAAACAAGGCAGCGGGUAUGCCCUCGCCUGUGUCUCCGAAACUGUCACCUGGCACGGCCGUCGGCUACUCGGCAGUCGUCAGCAGCAGCAGCAGCGCCAGCUCUUCUGUGACCAUACCUCAGCGUAUCCACCAGAUGGCUGCCAGCUAUGUUCAGGUCACCUCCAACUUCCUGUACGCCACCGAGGUCUGGGACCAGGCGGAGCAACUAUCCAAGGAGCAGAAAGACUUCUUCUUGGAGUUGGACAAGGUGAUGGGUCCUCUGAUCUUCAACACCAGCAGCAUGACAGAACUGGUGCGUUACACACGGCAGGGCCUCCACUGGCUGCGUCUGGACGCAAAGCUUAUUCCCUAGCGAGGACUGGUUCGCUGCAUGCUGCUUCCACACAGACACACAUGCACCUCAGCCUCUUGUGUUCAGCAACAUGUGCUCAAAGACACACAGGCAUGCCCUCUCAGACAGACACCUAUACAAUGAUGUACUGUAUGCACACACAAACAGUCCACCUCUGGUCCUCCAUGCGUGCAAACACACAUACACACACACACACAUACACACACAAAAUAUGAACUUUUCAGACAUAUCUCCAACACUGUGUCCAUUUUCUACACCAGCUUGCCAAAAACACUGAGCAAUCUAGAGCAUCUCACACCGUCAACAGCAGCACACAGGGAGAAGCAUCGAAACUGCAGCACAGGAACAAAAAGAGCUUAUCGCCAUGCUUCAUAUAUCAGCAUUCUUACAAUCUUUGAAGGCCAUGUUUUUAUCUCUUUGGCAUGGAAGCACUGGGUGAAUAAUUUCUUACGAAAACGCUUAACAAUGGGGUAUGGUUUUUAGGCUACUUUGGCUUUUAACUUUUUAUUUUACUUUCUUUCACCAAAGUACCUCCCAUAAACACCAAAGGUGCUUUAAAAUGAAGGUUUCUCUUUAUCAUUUUUGUGCCUUGUAUGUGAGCGACAGGAAAACAAACAGCCACCACUCAUAUCUUAUAAACUGAUUUAUUUUCCCUCUUUUUCUUGGUAUUGUUGUUACAACUCAUUUUAUGCAUUUUGCAGUUAACGGAAGCUGCUAACAUUUAUGUUUUUUAUUGCAGUCUUUCAGUUAACACAUUUUAGAGCAAAGAUGGCAUUAGCUACAAAUUAAGCUUCAUUACACCAUCUUGAUUUAUCUUUCCUCAGAGUCUCUAGGCGCUAACACUUAAUCAUAGAGCAUACCCACACGAUUUAAGGACGGACUGUAGGAAUAGCCACUGUGCACAUCAGAUUCUGACACACACAUAUUUAUAAAUGUUCUCUUUAUCGAUCAAUGUAUUUAUUUUUAACAGUGUCAUUUUCCGAAAUCAUUAACUACUUUUAGUUGUGCUAGAAAAUUGAAUGUUGGUCAGUUUGUUUAAACCACUGUGGUCUGGUUUGAUGCAAGGAGCAGCAUGGCCUCCAGGGGCCGCUAGCGGGGGCUUUUAGUCUCCUGGCCUUAAUACAAUUGAUCAUGUUAAGGUUCUCUCUAAGAGAUUUGCUGUCUUUGAAGCUCCAUAGUAUGAGUCUCUUCCUAUGAAGUGUUUUUACACUUGUAGCCAAAUUGUUUGAGAAAUGUGCUUGAGGAAGUCACUUCCAGACAGUGCUAAUGUUUUUUUGAUCCCCUUGUUUGCUCAGAGUGUAUUUUUCUAAGGAACAGCAGGGAGUGUCUCAAGUAUUGAAGAUCAUUUCCACAUGCAGUUAUUUACAUUGCAGUUUAUAAAGACUGGGCCUGAAUUGACCACUAAUUUGGCACAACAAAAGCUAAUUCAUCCGGAAGGAACGAUUAUGAGAGGCAAACUUAUCAGUGUUGCAUUUAUAGAACAAAGAGUUUUAAAUCUAUCAUUAUAUAUUUCAAAAAGAAGAAGUAUAACGGCCAAAAUAGAUUUUAUUUAUAUAGCAAGCAGUUGUUUUUUUCUUCCUCUGGCCAAACAGAAGUAUAACUUUUCAAAUGCAUUCUUUUAAAACAGGGUUGAACCAAGGGUUAUUAGAUGCAAAGUAUUUCUAUAUGUAAUUUUUCCUAUUUAAAUUUUAAUCCCACUUGUGUUACAAGACGGUAGAUAAGAAACAUGUCAACUAGUUGUUAGGCUGGGUAAAAAUGACAGAGUAAUAGUGACUUUUGAAUGAAGACGUUAAUAUUACACCCAUGAUUUCAUGAUUUCACUUGACAUUUGGGCGUUUGGUAUUGGCCAAUGACAUAGACUGUCUUUGUUUGUUUUUGUUCUAGGCCCACUCCUCACUAAAACAUGCUGGAAAUAUGAAUGCCUGGGUCAAAUAGUAUUCAUGAGAACUUUCAUUGGGUUGUUUUGGUUGAUGGUAGAUGUGUUUGGACAAGAGGAAAGUGACAAAGUUUCAGACCUAUAACAGUCUAACUUUCUGGCACUUUUCUUCCAUUUUCAAACAUUAAUUUGGUGCAUUGACACUUCAUCUUACACCUUUUUCAUCUCAAGACAAAACACAUCUUAAGAAAAUUACUAUUUGGCUCAGGUUUAACUUUUUUAUUUGGACGUUUUGUAUUUUCUUUCCUUCACUGGCUCCCUAACCUUUUAUUGUAGGAGGGGAUACUGUUAUUUCUUCUGGCACUUGAAAAAGAGAAAGCCAGAGGAGGUAUUAUUUUAAUCUAUGCAGGAUUUUUACAACAACAAAAAAAGAAUCCGUUUCUGUGAAAGAACUUUCAUGUUUUGGCUUGGGAUUUCAUUUUUUUCCCACUUGUUUUUUUUCCCGCCUCAGUGAGAAACCUGUUGAACUCAAGUGUCCAAUGCCUUUAGCUUUUGCAAUUUUGUGUACUGGUUUAGUAUAUGUGUGUAUAUAGAUCUGUUUUUAUAACCAAACACCGAUGGCUUGAGCCAUUUUGUACUUAAAGCUGGAGGCCACUUUUCUCAUAGGAAUUCCUCUGUGGGUUUUGCCAGCCCAGUUAAUGUCUUCAUACACUGGUACACUUUGUAAGUACAGGUCUGCGCCUUGUGUUCCCUACACUAUCUUGUCGUCAAAUGUGCAAAAUUUAGCAUUAGAGUAAUUUUUAACAGUUUGCUACUCACACUUAUUUAUUUUUCUGCCCCUUUGCUUAGUAUUUUUUCUAUUUUGCCAUUUUAAGAAGUACCAUUUUAUGAAAUAGGAAGAUGUAAAUGUAUUUGGGUUGUUCAUGAUGAGAUUUCCUUGUAAGUAGUAAUUAAUAUUAAUUCUAACUUGAAUGAAUCCAGGGUAAGAUGAUUUUUUUUUUUUUUUUUUUUGACAUUCAGUAGGAAGAUGUUAACACUUGCAUGUUUCUAUUUAAAUACAAAUGUAUAAAUUGUAAAUAUAACAUUUCUUUAAGGGUGAAUUUCUACUACAGGUUGACAUUUUUAUUGAAAUUAAAAAAUGCUGUAAAUACAUUUGUGAGAUACUUUAUGCACACUUUUUGUGUUAUCUUCUUCCAAGCUGUUACAGAGUACAUCCUAGUCUCUUAACACUGUAUAUCAAAUUGAUUAUUCGGUCCUUUUUUUUUCUUCUUUUUUUCUUAUUUUUAAACAGUGUAUGUAUACUUUGUCUUCUGCUUCACUGUCUCCCAGUAUCAUGGUCGCCACAUAAUCAUUAAUGUCUCUAGAUCCAAUAUUUUGUCUUCUCUGUAUUUGAUAUGGAGGUGUGUACUUUUCAUGAAAUGUAUAUUGUUCAUCUCAUGGGAUGGAUGGAUGGAUGGAUGGAUGGAUGGAUGGAUGGUUGGUGUGUACAGUCUGUUUUCUCCUCACGAGAGAUGUAUUUACUAUGUGUCCCUUUUGAAGAAUUGGUCCAACAUGUCUUUUGAAACAAAGGUAUUUCUCUACAGGUCAAAACAGUUGUAGCAGUUUAUACAGUAUGUUGUAUAACACCUUUUUUGCUAAAAAGUCGUCUCUAAAGUGAGACCAGCAGCAUACACUAUGUACAAUAGUCAAAGUUGGAUUAGUUUUAAGAAAACUGAUGAUAGAGAAACUAUAUAUGAUGGAGGCAAUAUGAUUAAAGGUACUCAUUGAGUUUGAUCUUCAAACUUAGGUUAUGUAAUUUAAAAGCAUUCUUGUGAAGUGAGUAUUAAUUGUGACUAAUGAGAGUCUGUCCUGAAUAUUCUUUGUAUUUUGCCGUAUUGAGAAUAAAAUAUAUAUGGAUAUGUUUAA